Molecule: messenger RNA, 1989 nt
Organism: Aspergillus viridinutans
Lineage: Eukaryota; Fungi; Ascomycota; Eurotiomycetes; Eurotiales; Aspergillaceae
Product: putative phenol monooxygenase
Exons: 4
Coding region: 1-1989 (662 amino acids)
Molecular function (GO): FAD binding
Source: RefSeq, a predicted model, not a curated record
AUGCCUGUAUUCACCGAAUACGCUGCCUCGUCGCGUGAACUGCGCGUUCUGCCUUCCUUUGCCCCUCCACUUCCCCGCCUUUCCCCGCGAUUCACGCCUCCUGAGGGAGCUGAGAAAUAUGAAGUCGUCAUUGUCGGCGCUGGUCCAGCAGGGCUCAUGCUGGACCUGCUUCUGGCACGAUAUGGCCUCAACGAUGACUCUCUGCUCUGCAUAGACGCAAAACCAGGUACUCUCAAAUCCGGCCAGGCGGACGGCCUGCAGCCCCGCACGCUCGAAGUCCUCAAAUCUCUCGGGCUUGCGGACGAGAUCCUCACCGAUGGCUGUCACAUGGAAGAGGUGGCGUUCUGGAAUCCGUCGCCUGACAAGGAGAAGGUGAUUGAGAGGACGUCGAUCGUUCCCGACGUUGCUGUGCCGGCCCGCUUUCAACAUGAAGUCACAAUCCACCAGGGUCGCAUUGAGCGGAUCCUCGAAACAGAUCUGCUCCGGUAUUCGAAAAGAGGCGUACAGCGGAACACCAAGCUUGUGGACGUCAAGAUCGAGGAGGCAGGCGAUGCUGAAUUCCCAGUUGUGGCCGAAAUCGAGACGGACGGCACCCGCCGCACAAUACGCUCGAAACACUUGGUAGGCGCGGAUGGUGCCCACUCGGUAGUCCGGCGCUGCAUGGGACUCAAGCUGGUCGGCGAGUCAAUGGACCAUAUCUGGGGCGUGGUCGAUCUGGUAAUCGACACUGACUUUCCCGAUAUUCGAAGACGAUGUGCCAUCCAUUCACCGGCCGGGUCUGUCAUGGUCAUUCCGCGGGAGCGCAUCGCGACGGGCGAUUACCUGACUCGUCUCUAUGUCCAAGUACCUGAAGAGACACUUCCUGAAGAGGACCAGACGCCCGUUAAUGGGACUAGUUCCCAGUCCAAAGGAGAUGCACGCGCGCGCAGAAGCCAGGUGACCCAGAAAUCGAUUUUUCGGCAUGCGGCGCAAGCCUUCAAGCCGUACUAUAUUCGGCCCAAGGAAGAGGGCGCAGUCGACUGGUGGGCUGCGUACCAGAUCGGUCAGCGAGUCACGGACAAUUUCACCGUCAAAGACUCAAAGGGUAUCAAUAGGGUGUUUAUUGUGGGAGAUGCUUGUCAUACACAUAGUCCAAAGGCUGGUCAAGGAAUGAAUGUGUCAAUGAUGGAUUCGUACAACCUAGCCUGGAAACUGGUGUAUUCCCUCCAUGGGCUCACACCUGAUUCGGCGGUUCCCGGACAAGCCGAUGCCAUCGUUGAUACAUACCACUCUGAGCGCCAUACAAUCGCCCAAGAACUCAUCGAGUUCGAUCGUGCCUUCUCAUCCAUGUUCUCCGGCAAGAUUGGGGCGUCAGAGGAUGGAGUCGAGGGGCUCACGCACGAACAGUUCCUCCAAGUUUUUAGCACGGGAAAUGGAUUCACCAGUGGUUGUGGUAUUGAGUAUCCUGGUAGCCUAAUGGUGGACAAGGCUUCGGAUGACCAUGCAAAAAACCCGAUUACCGGGACAGAUUACCUGUCCGGUGUCCUUCGUCCAGGCAGAAGAUUACUUGACGUUCGAUGCAAGCGCCAUGCAGAUGGGAACAGGCGGCACUUGCAUGACGACUUUCUUUCGACAGGUCGCUUCCGCAUUCUAUGUCUCACGUCUUCGGAUCUCCUGGACCCCAAGGGCGUUUCUGCUCAGGUAUUGGCCUCUCUUGGAUCAUCUGUCCUUCCACGCUUCCCGCCAAACAUUAUUGAGCAGGUGGUUAUCCAUCCUCGCUUGGGUAAGGUGUUCAUGUGGCAGGAUGUGCCGAGUGAGCUCAAGAGACACUCGGAGAUGCGGUUCUACAGCUGUUACGAAUUAGACGAUGUGUACAAGAUCUACGGCGUAGACGAGACAAGGGGUGCUUUGGCCGUCGUUCGACCUGAUGGAUAUGUUGGCAUGGUGGCGGCCUUGGAGGACGUAAAGCGUGUACAGGAGUACUUAGAGAGGUGUGUGAGGACUGUCUAA